Symbiodinium pilosum is the source of this 5184-nucleotide messenger RNA. NCBI's taxonomy places the organism in Eukaryota, Dinophyceae, Suessiales, Symbiodiniaceae. The record is from the annotation of a GenBank genome assembly.
AUGGUCGCAGGGCGGCCUGCUGGGCCCGCUGCCGUAUCGGCUGCAAAGUCCAGCAUGCGGUUGGAGGAGUCCGCGUGCCAGAGUUGCGGCGAGGGUGCUGCACAGGAACCUUGGCAAAUCAAGGCCAAAGAAUUGGAGGCGAUUGCUGCUGCACAUCGCCUCAGCCGUGUGAAGCGCAAGGAUGAGGUUGAAAUGUCGGAACCCCAACAUGGCGGCUAUCCACCUACAGAAGCUGAGGCCAACCCGUCGUGGGAUCAUUUCCGUGAGCUUCAUCGUCGAGAGGAGCAGCGUUUUGAGGAGAUGAAGCAACAAGAGCUUCGGAAGUUGGAGCAGGAACGCGAAGAAAUCAGAAAACGCAGACAGGAGCAAGCAGAAUGGGAGCAAGCAAUGCGCCAGAAGAUAGCAGAAGAGGCGGAGCAGCUAGACGCAGCUCGCAAAGCGCAGAUCGAAGCAGAGGAGCAGCAGGAGAAACGCUGGAAAGAAGGAGUUCGAAGAUGCAAGGAAAUAAAGCAACAGGAGCUGCGAAGGCUGCAGCAUGAGCACGAAGAAGCCAGGAAAAGGAAACAGGAACAAGAAGACUGGGAGCAAGCCAUGCGUCGCAAGUUUGCUGAGGAGGCGGAGUUCUUGAGCGCCGCUCGAAAAGCGGCGCAAGAUGGGAAGGAGCCACACCGGGAGCAAGGAGAUAGCGGACUUCCCAAUCGUCAGGCAUCGCAGCGCGCACGCUGUGAGCCUGAAGCGAAGGCCAGGAUCAGCACGCCACCAGUUGCUCGCAGUGGAGGAGUACAGCGCGGCCACCAUGAGGGUUCCAGCUGGCAUCACCAUCAGGAGGAGCCAUCGCCUCCGCGGUACUCCCGCCCGUCUGCGCCAUCGGCGCCAUCGCCUCCAGGUCGCCAUCGCGCCGGCAAAUCUAGAGCAAGCGCGGGCUCCAGGAAUGGACAGGUUGAUAUGCGAUCUUCUGGUAGCGCUGAAAUGCAAGCUGCAAAGGCUGCUGCUAUGCGGCAACUGAUCAUGCUGAAGCAGAACCCUUCCAAAGAAGCUCGGCACAAAGGCUUCAAGGACCUUCUGCGCAUGUGGCACCCCGACAAAAAUCCAGGAAGUCCAGAAGUUGCCACCACGGUCUUUCAGAUGAUCCAGUCGGAAAGAGGCGCAACAGAUUCCCAAAAGCGAUCAUCCCGCACUGUUAUGCUCGUGGCCGAGGUGCUGACAUUUUUGCACUUCUUGCGCUUUGCUCUUGCUGGUCUGCAGCCGCUACACGGUGGUCAGAAUAGAGCCUGCCGCGGCAUUUCUCACAGUGGAGCUUGGGAGGUGGGCCCUGACAAGGCGGUAGAAGGUUGGUCCGCUGACAAUCUAGAUCAAUGCAAAGAGAUUUGCACAGGGCCAUGCCAGGCUAUACAGUAUGUGGCUGCUCGAAAAAUAUGCCGGCUAUGGAAUGUCCCAGUCCUACAUUCCGUGAGCAUGCCUGGUUCAGAGUGCUACGUGAAAUCGCCGGCUGUCGGGGGUGGUUCUGGAUUGAAGUCCUUGAAGCCAAAGUUAGCACACUGUCUCAGCUUCGCAAAGGAUGGCUGUGCAGCACUUCUGCACAGAGUGGACUGCUUGAGCAGCAAGGAUGCUAGUCUCCGGGAUGGGGAGGCAGACCCGUGUGUCUGGUGUGGAGGAAACGACUGCCAUGGUGAUUCACAUUCUGGUUGCACGUCUUUCUCCAUGCUCGGGAGCACAACGGCAAACACUGUGAGUGCAAAUGCCUUCGAGAGCAUUGGAGCACUUGAGGAUGGGCGGGCUGGCUUAACGGAGAAGGGCUUGCGCAUUGGUGGAGAGGCUUGCGUUUGGUGUGGUGGGAAGCCAUGUACAAGUGACAACGACAAUCUCUGCGAGCCAUCUGACUGGCUUCAACGUGGCGAAGGUGUAGUUUUCAAAAAAGCUUCAUCGACGGAAUAUCGCAAGACUGCGCAGUGCUUCCACCAUGGCACGCCGUUUGAGGUGGACGAUGUGCAAUGUCUGUCACUAAAGCUCGAGGGAUGCAACAACAUCCGGGACAAGCAGGAAUGCUUAAGAAGCAAAGACGGCCGGCCUUUCAUCAGAGUCGCAGGCUUCAAAGUUCAAAGCCAGCCUUGUGUUUGGUGUGGUGGGAAGCCCUGCCAUUCAAACAACGAUAACCUGUGUGAGCCGUACGACUUCAUUAAGCACGGUGCUGGCCAGGCGUUCAGAGACCUUCCCGGACCCCGACUGGUUGCAGGUUGCGAGUCGGGACAACCUUCCUGGCAUCCGAUGGGGUCCGAUGAUGCACACUUGCAACAGGCGGCAAAAUCACCAGGAGGCACCCAACAUGCCAAAGCAGCACAGCAAGCUGCUGCAACUGCCAUUGGCGAGCCAUCAUUGCAAAACAUUGGCCAGGACUGCUGGUACGAGUGCAAGCAGAGCUCCGGAUUUUGCGACUUCUGUGGACGUGGAAAUGCUUGCUGUCGGAAGGGCUAUGAUGCAGACUCGCCGAAGGAAUGCCGGGGCAACUUGAGCUUCAAGACUUGGCAUCACGAAUGCGUUGUGCCAGCAGCGAAGGAAGAAGCAGACUCAGCAGCAAUUUCACCUGCAGGAAAUCCAGCAACACCAAGUGCAACACACAUGCACCAGACAGGAGUGGCUGCUGGACAAAGCCCACAGCAAGUGGCUCUGGAAAGUCCCGUGGCUGCCCCAUUCUUGCAAAACAUUGGCCAGGACUGCUGGUACGAGUGCAAGCAGACCUCCGGAUUUUGCGACUUCUGUGGGCGUGGAAAUGCUUGCUGUCGGAAGAGCUAUGGUGCAGACUCGCCAAAGGAAUGCCGGGGCAACUUGAGCUUCACGACAUGGCACCAUGAAUGUGUAGUACCGGAUCAUUCGCAGAGUGGCAUGGCCUACCAACAGGUUGCUCACGCAGCGGAGGCUGCAGCCGUGUCAGCCGCGGCAGCAGGCGCUGCAGCAGGAGCACAAGCGCAUCAAGCGGCUGUUGCAGCGGAGCAGCUGGCCACGCAAAACGGAAUUCCCCCCGAGGUGGCAGCCCAGGUGGCCGCCGCAGGCGUUGAACAGGGUGCUGACGAAAUUAAAGCCGGCACGAAGCAGGAACAAGUGGCAGAGGUGGCCCAAACAGCUGCAGAAGUGGCGGCACAAGCAGGACUGGGAUUCGAGCAGCAAGCAAAAGCUGCGGCGAUUGCCGCCGGCAGCGCGGCGGCAAAGGUUGGAUUACCGGCAGCAGAUGCCGCAAGCAUAGCUGCAGCCGGCGCUGCCAGCGCUUCAAAUGCAGCCGGCGAUGGCCAAGAUUCGGCGUUGGCAGCUGCGGCAGCAGCAGCUCACACCGCAGCUGCAGCAGCUGGUGAGUCUGGUGAAGCGCUGAUUGGAACCAUCACCACAUCUGUUGCGAAAGCUGCAGCCUCUGCAGGCAUGGAUACGAACGCCCAGUUGCACGAAGCAGUCAAGUCAGCUCGGACUUACGCAGCGGCUGCAAGUCUCUCAGUUGCAGAUGCGGAGAAAUCGGCGCUUCAAACAAUGCAUGCGCUGCACCAGACGCAGCCCGGCGCCAAUCAAGUCCAGAGCCCGUCUUCAGCAACUCUAACAAUCAUGCCAGGAAUUCCACCUGCAGCAAUGGCAACACCAACGGUCCUGCCCGCAAGUAUGCCUGCGGUGCCAACGGUGGCCCCGCUGGAAGUAAAAACCGCAGCAGUGCCAGCAGCGGAGAAGACAACACCUAAGCCGACGCCAGAGCAGCUUGCAUUCCAAGCAGCCUCGAAGGCUGCAGCCACCUCACCCGAAGCUACCUUGCAGGCGGCCAAAGAGGCAGCCAUACAUGCCGGCAGCUCCACUGAGCAAGCUGCAGAGAUUGCCCGGGCCGCUACCUUCGCUGUUGAAGGUGGCUCUGCAAGCGGGCCUGCAGGUGCAGCCAUCGCACCCUUGGCAGAGGGCACCAAGCAAGCCAAGGCUGAAGAGCACACUUUUCCCAAGAGCCCCGCCGAAGUGGACGCUGCGGAAGCUGGUGCAGAAGCUGCUCGAGGUGCAGCAGCUGAAGGCAAAAGACCUGCGGAGCAAGCGGAGGCAGCCGCCGUAGCAGCAGGGAAGACCGCCUUGAAUGGAGGCAUGACAAUGGUCGGAGCAGAGGAAGCAGCAAGGAGUGCAGCUGUGCGAGCCGCCACAAAUGCAGGCCUGGAUGCUGAGGAGGCAGGCCUUGUCGGCACAUCAGCCGCCGAGGAAGCCGCUGCUUCCGGCGCGUUUACUGCGCAUGACAUCGUUGUCAGCUCAGCGCCAAAGCCAAAAAAAGCUGAAUCACAAGCUGCCGAACCGGAAAAGCCUGGAGCUGUGGCAGGGAUCAAGGCUAAGGAGGCCAGCGACGCCGCAGAGAUCAUGGCAGAUGUGACGGCGGACGAUAGCUGUUCGGGAGAAUGCGGCAAAGGGCCCUGGCAUCAUGGCACCGUGUGGGCUUUGGUGGCUGCAGCUUUGCUCGUGAUGUUGGCUUGCUGUGCCAGCACUUUCCUCCUGACGGGGCGCCGUCGCAAGGGUGAGCGAAGUGUGGCAAUCGAGAGCCCCGCACCUGCUGACGUAGAGAAACCAGAAGAAGCGCCUUUGAUUUCAGAGAGGCAUUCCCAACAGGGACCUGCCAGCCCUCUUGCAAAUCAAGCGCUUCUUCAACCGCCGCAGGCAAAUGCUGCAGUGGCACCUGCAAGUGUUGUGCGGAUCUCUGCUCCACAAACUCUGCCCACGUCCUUACCACCAGGAACCCCAUAUAUGCAUCCAAGCGCGGCUAUCACACCUCUGGCCUACACGCCUAGCGCGCAGAUAAGCCCGUUGUCUGCCCCCUAUGUCUCAUAUGCCCUGCCAAGUGCAGCGCCAGUGGCUACCACAGGCCUGGCUGCAGCACCAGCGAUGCACAUCGCCCCAGCAAGGUACGUGUCCUAUGGUGAGAGGCCGGCACCCAAUGGAGCAGUGCCGGCCGCUACAGCUGCGACAGCUUCAGCAGCUGGCGCUGCCCCUGCUGCCACAGCAUCGGCCAUGGCUCUCUUUGAUGCUUUAGAUGCAAAUGGAGAUGGUGUUCUGGAUGCUGCAGAGCUUGCACAGCUACAGGGCCAGGGCCGGGAUGUAGGCCAUAUGCCCUCUCAACCCAGUCCUGCCCCACGCCCCUUGCUGAGCGAGCCAGUUGCAUCCCACUCAGCUUUUCGCGCAUAUUGA